AUGGCGAGCUCCUUGCUGCUACCCUCCGCCUGCCUCGCGCUGCUGCUGCUGCCGCUGCCGCUAUCGUCGUCCACCCGCGGCCGACUCUCGGAGGAGGCAGUGCUGACGCUGGACGCCGGCAACUUCUUGGAGGCGGUCGCGGCGCACCAGUUCAUCGUCGUCAAUUUCUACGCGCCCUGGUGUUACUGGAGCAAGAAACUAGCCCCCGAGUACGAGAAGGCCGCGUCCAUCCUGCGCAGUCAUGACCCACCGAUCGUUCUCGCCAAGAUUGACGCCAGUGACAGGAAAAAUCAGGAUUUCACACAGAAGUACGGCGUUGUUGGGUACCCAACUAUCAAGCUCCUGGGAAACAAAGGGAGCACUGUGCAAGAAUAUUUAGGUGCGAGGGAUGCAGAGAGCAUAGUGGAGUAUCUGAAGAAACAAGUCGGUACUGCAUCUACUGAAAUCAAGUCGGGAGAGUAUUCUCCAAGUUCCUUAGCUGAUAACAAUGACGGGGGCAAGGCUACAGAUGGUACCUUAGAACCUUAUCAUAAGUCAGCUCCAGUUCCAGAAGUUAGCGACCAACCUGUUGAGAAAGUGGCUGCCAGCAAUCUUAAUGACGUUAUUUUCAAUUCUGCUAAGAAAGUUCUGCUUGAGUUAAGGGAAACGAUGGAAUGGGCAUGCCAGACCCUGGUAGCAACGAUUGUGGAGAUCUUUACCAAGCAUGGGUGA
Panicum virgatum (switchgrass) is the source of this 711-nucleotide messenger RNA. RefSeq names its product protein disulfide isomerase-like 1-2. Bases 1 to 711 code for a protein of 236 amino acids. The transcript has 5 exons. Gene Ontology annotation, biological process: protein folding; response to endoplasmic reticulum stress. Gene Ontology annotation, molecular function: protein disulfide isomerase activity. NCBI's taxonomy places the organism in Eukaryota, Viridiplantae, Streptophyta, Magnoliopsida, Poales, Poaceae. Gene Ontology annotation, cellular component: endoplasmic reticulum. The record is from RefSeq and is a predicted model, not a curated record.